Gilbertella persicaria is the source of this 1008-nucleotide messenger RNA. RefSeq names its product amino acid/polyamine transporter I. Gene Ontology annotation, molecular function: transmembrane transporter activity. The transcript has 6 exons. Gene Ontology annotation, cellular component: membrane. Lineage: Eukaryota; Fungi; Mucoromycota; Mucoromycetes; Mucorales; Choanephoraceae. Gene Ontology annotation, biological process: transmembrane transport. The coding region runs from base 1 to 1008 and encodes 335 amino acids. The record is from RefSeq and is a predicted model, not a curated record.
AUGGGGCUAUUGAGCAGUCUAAAUCAAUGGAGUGUGUUCUGGUCAUGUAUUGGCCUGUUGAUCAUCAUCACUGUCUUGAGUUGUAUAGCACCUCACCAAAACCCUACAUGGGUAUUCACACACUACCAAAACCAAACUGGGUUUGAGAAUCCAAUUUAUAUCUUGAUUUUGGGUAUGAUUGGUGCUGCUUAUUCAUUGUUUGGCUGUGAAUGUUCUGCUACAGUAAAUGAAGAAACAAAAGAUGCUGAUACGUCUUCUUCCAUCGCCAUGGUAUCUUCUAUUGUCGUUUCUUGGUUUGUGGGUCUUGCUUUCUUGAUUGUCUUAUUGUUUUCCAUACAGAAUAUGGAAGCCAUUCUAAACUCUACACUACAUAUGCCAGUAGCCCAAUUAUUUCUUGCAAGUAGCAUCACUCUUUUAUACGAUGCUGUGGGUGUAUGGGGUACACUUGCAUUUUUGAUCUUAAUCGCGUUUUGUCAGUUCUGUACAGGUGCAACCACCACUACUGUCACCUCUCGACAGAUAUAUGCACUGGCUAGAGAUGAUGCUACACCUAUGAGUAACAUACUAAGCAAGAUUAACAGCAAAACACAACUACCUGACAAUGCAGUAUGGUUUACAAUGAUCAUGACGUUUUUAGUUGUUUUACCUUUCCCACUGUCUGAGCAUUUAUUUGAAACGAUUGUCAGUGCAACCACGAUUACUAUCCAUUUCAGUUACGCUAUGGUAUUGGGAUCCCGUUUGCUUUACAUCAUUGCAUCAGAUCAAAGUCAAAAAAAGGGAAAAAUUAAUCUGGGGAAAUACAGUACGCUCAUUACUUUCAUGGGAUUUUUAUGGUCUGUGUUUGCUGUCUGUGCUUUUGUUUUACCAUUUUCUUGGCCCAUGACGAGUGACAACUUUAAUUAUGCAGGUGUAGGUUUAAUUACUGUCAUCAUGACUACAUUACUGUUUUGGUUAGGGUGGGGUAGAUUUUAUUACAAUGGUCCAAAGGCAACGAGUGAUCAAUUUUAA